AUGGACCCCCAAAGUCGGACACUGACGCCACUGCCCAGCGUCCUCCGGCGCGGCCUUACGGCCGUCUCCUUCUUCGGCUUCCUUUCCUUCCUCACCACAACAGCACUAUUCUUCGUCCUCACGUAUAGGCUGUUAUCAUGGUACUUCUCACCAGCCCCGGACUUGCCGCAGCGCAUGUCCGACGAGCGGAAUCCAGAUGCCGCGCUGGCCGAAGAAAUGGGUCUCCCGGAAACCGUGUAUGAGGCCGGCAACCGGAAGAAGACAAAGCGGGAUGCGCCUAAUCAGUUUCUCAUCCUCAUUUACAACUUGUUGCUGGCCGAUAUCCAGCAGGCCCUGGCCUUCUUGCUCAAUGCCUCUUGGCUCGUCAAGGACGGUAUCAUGGUCGGGACCUCGACGUGCUGGGCCCAGGGUUGGUUUGUAUCGACCGGCGAUUUGGCUUCGAGUGUCUUCAUCACCACCAUUGCCGUGCACACGUACCUCUCGGUUGUGAGGCAGUACAAGUUGCCCACGUGGGGCUUUUACACAAUGAUCUUGUCCGUGUGGUUCUUCAUCUACGCCCUGGCCGUGGCUGGCAUCAUCAUCACCAACAACGGAGCGGAUGACGGCGGCUUGUACGUCCGAGCCGCUGCUUGGUGCUGGGUCAACGUCCGCUACGAAGCCAUGCGUCUCUACCUCCACUAUCUCUGGAUGUUCGUCUCAUUCUUCGUAACAGCUAUUCUCUACAUCCUCAUUUUCAACCACAUCCGUCGCACGGAUCCCUCUCUUCAACUCCCUUCGUCAUCCAACAACUCCUCUUCGUCAAAGAACACCCGGGGUCGCAGAAUGAGCCAUGCGCAGACCCUCUCCCAGUCCGGUAUCCCCAAGACCUCUGCGCAACAGCAGCAGCAGCAGCAGCAAGCGUCAUCCCCGAGCAACGCCGGCCACCACCCUGCCUUCCUGAUCUAUCCCAUCAUCUACAUUCUCUGCACCGCCCCCCUGGCCCUGGGUCGUGUGAUCACCAUGGCCGGAAAGGAGGUCUCGCUCGCGUACUUCUGUCUCGCGGGUGCCAUGAUCGCGUCCAACGGCUGGCUCGACGUCCUGCUCUUCUCCACCACCCGUCACGUCAUUAUCUUCGGCGCGUCGCCCGACUACGAGGACACGGGUCUCGACACCUUCGCUUUCAUGCGGACUCCGGCGAACCGCCGAUACGGAAACAUGGUGUGGGUCCAGGGAGCCGGAAGCAACCCCACCCACCUCACCCCGAGUGACGAGGGCACGGGCGGGUGGCUCUGGAAGUUGUUCCGCCGGGGCAGUCGCCGGGGCAUCAAGAGAGAUGGCCACCACCGAGGUGGCGCCCACCGGAGCAUCAGCCAGGAGUCUCUGAGACGGCGUGGCGCGAUGGAGGGCAUCCAGAUGGAGACAGUCACGACUGUUGUGGUCGAGAGGGAGGACCAACCCGGCGGAGGCAAACGGGCCAACGGCCGUUCACAAUCUAUCGAAAGCAUCGACAAGGAGCGGGCGCAGAGCGUCGGCAGCCUCUAA
Molecule: messenger RNA, 1521 nt
Organism: Colletotrichum truncatum
Lineage: Eukaryota; Fungi; Ascomycota; Sordariomycetes; Glomerellales; Glomerellaceae
Biological process (GO): adenylate cyclase-activating G protein-coupled receptor signaling pathway
Cellular component (GO): plasma membrane
Molecular function (GO): G protein-coupled receptor activity
Source: RefSeq, a predicted model, not a curated record